GAUAAACACGUAAUUACGCAUUUCAGCGUAAUCACAACAAUAAACAAGAGAUAAAUAUUAAAUAAUUUUUGUGAAUAAACAUAAACAAAGCAAUCGCUAGAUGCUUUUGCAGAAUUUGAAAUACAUUAAGAUAAAGUAUUAAGUGCAAUGAGCAUGAGUGACGACGACAGAGAUAUUGACAUUGAAAGCGACGAUGAUGCUGACUCCGAUACUGGAUUGGGAUCCUCACGCCAUACCAGCACAGCGAAUUUUACCCAAGCCGAGAAACGAGCCCAUCACAAUGCUUUGGAGCGGCGACGACGAGAUCAUAUUAAAGAGAGUUUCACUAAUCUGCGAGAAGCUGUGCCCACGCUAAAGGGUGAAAAGGCUAGUCGCGCUCAGAUCCUAAAGAAGACCACCGAAUGCAUACAGACGAUGAGACGAAAAAUCAGCGAAAAUCAAAAAGAUAUUGAUGAAAUCAAAAAACAAAAUGCCAUACUGGAACAGCAAAUUCGUAGUCUAGAGAGUCCAAUGGCGAAUGGGGAUUCUUAUGUUGAAUAUUUCAGCGAAGAGGAUGUGGGUAGCGAGGAUGUGGAUGAUGAUGAGGGUUUGGGUCAACAGGAUUUCAGUAGACGCAAUAAAAAGAUGAAAACCUUUCACGCUUAGCCUUUACCCGAAUAAUACUUCGAUAUUGUCGAAUAAAUGAGAUCAUUAUUUUUAUCUAUCUUGCUGCGACACUUAAAAAUUGAUUAACUGUUGCUCAAAACUGUGUUUUGAAAAUAUACAAAAAUUUAAAUUAAAUUCA
This is a messenger RNA of Drosophila willistoni, 784 nucleotides long. RefSeq names its product protein max (gene Max). NCBI's taxonomy places the organism in Eukaryota, Metazoa, Arthropoda, Insecta, Diptera, Drosophilidae. The record is from RefSeq and is a predicted model, not a curated record. The coding region runs from base 148 to 645 and encodes 165 amino acids. Gene Ontology annotation, cellular component: RNA polymerase II transcription regulator complex. The transcript has 4 exons. Gene Ontology annotation, biological process: positive regulation of transcription by RNA polymerase II. Gene Ontology annotation, molecular function: protein dimerization activity; DNA-binding transcription factor activity.